Thlaspi arvense is the source of this 510-nucleotide messenger RNA. The record is from the annotation of a GenBank genome assembly. Lineage: Eukaryota; Viridiplantae; Streptophyta; Magnoliopsida; Brassicales; Brassicaceae.
AUGUCUAGCCUCAGAAGAGCUCUGCUCGUUGCGGGGAAGACGAAGAUCAACCUCGAGAACUGCCAUUUUAUCACCGGAAUCAACUACAACGGCCUGAGCGUGAAGCAGCUACAGGAGCUCCGUGGGAUUCUCCGGGAAAACAGCAAUACGAAGCUCCUCGUCGCCAAGAACACUCUGGUAUACAAAGCCUUGGAAGGAACGAAAUGGGAGUCUCUGAAGCCAUGUAUGAAGGGUAUGAACGCUUGGAUCUUCGUGCAAACCGAAGAUAUCCCUGCGGCGUUGAAGACUUUCAUCAGUUUCCAGAAAGAGAAGAAGCUCUACGACAAUAACUUAGGCGGUGCCGUCUUCGAGGAAAAGCUGUACGCUCCUCAAGAUUACAAGGUUAUCGAGACGAUGCCAUCUCGCUCCGAUGUUUAUAAUACCAUGUUCGGUGCUUUGCACUGGCCGGCGUUAGAUCUCGUCAAUACGUUGCAGGCACCACCUGCGUCGGAAAAUGAGAGUGGCGCAUAG